Cynoglossus semilaevis (tongue sole) is the source of this 1572-nucleotide messenger RNA. It is a transcript of the gene slc46a1, whose product is annotated as solute carrier family 46 member 1. Gene Ontology annotation, biological process: transmembrane transport. The coding region runs from base 31 to 1572 and encodes 513 amino acids. The record is from RefSeq and is a predicted model, not a curated record. Gene Ontology annotation, molecular function: transmembrane transporter activity. The transcript has 6 exons. Lineage: Eukaryota; Metazoa; Chordata; Actinopteri; Pleuronectiformes; Cynoglossidae. Gene Ontology annotation, cellular component: plasma membrane.
GUGGACCUCGGGACGGGUAAAGUUUUAAACAUGGAGGAAUCUGACACCGCAGCGAUCCUUCCCGAGGACGAGCUCAGCGGCGCGGCCGCAGCAGACGCUCGGACGUCGGACUCCACAGACGCCGAUGCUCCGUGCAGCAGCUCCGCCGGACCACCUUUGUCCUGCCGGCUGCCUGUGUCCGUGGAGCCCGUGCUGUUCCUCUCCGUGUUCUCUGUGGCUCUGCAGGCGCCUCUGUCCACGCAGUAUCUGUGGGAUCGCAUCAGCGAGGACCUGGGCUACAACGGCUCCAAGGGGUCGGAGUGCAGCAAUAGCUCCGUGACCCCUGACCCUCUGCAGAAGGAGGUGGAGACCCUGACGGCCCACUGGAGCCUUUACAUCAGCCUGGCGGGCUUUUCUGUUGGCCUGCUGGUGGUGCCACUUCUAGGCUCGUGGAGUGACCUGGCGGGCCGCCGACCCAUCCUCAUCCUCCCUAACCUGGGCAUGGCACUGCAGGCGGUGGUUUACCUGGUGGUGAUGUACCUGAAGCUGCCUGUGGUCUACUUUCUGUUGGGCCGGCUGCUCAGUGGCCUGUCGGGAGAUUUCAACGCCGUCCUGGCCGGCUGCUUCGCUUAUGUGGCUGAUACCAGCGAUAGGACGUCCCGUACCUUCAGGGUGGCGGUUCUUGAGGCCUGUCUGGGUGUGUCGGGGAUGCUGGCCAGUAUUAUCGGAGGGCAGUGGAGGAGGGCUCAAGGGUACAUCAAUCCAUUCUGGUUGGUCUUGGUCACCAAUCUGGCCUCAGCUCUGUACGCUUACCUGUUUGUCCGCGAGUGUGUCACUCCAGAUCCCAGCGCCAAGCUCUUCACCGCUCGCCACCACAAGGCCGUGUGGCACCUCUUCUCCACGGGAGGCAGCAGCGAGACCGUCGGACGAUAUCACAAAUACAAACUGUGGCUUUACCUGCUCUGCUUCUUCCUGGUUGUGACUGUACAUUCCGGCAGCCGAGAGCUGUAUGUGCUGUUUGAGCUCAGCUCGCCGCUCUGCUGGGGGCCCGACCUCAUCGGCUACGGAUCGGCAGCUCUGCACCUAGCCUACCUGAGCAGCCUGCUCGGACUGAAGGUCAUGCAGCGUUGCAUGGAGGAUUCCUGGGUGGCUGUAGUGGGUCUGGCCUCCAAUAUCUCCGGGCUGCUGGUUUUUGCCGUGGCUAACACCACAGCGCUCAUGUUCACAGGUUAUGGUCUGUGUUUCCUGUUCAUGGCUUCGACGCCUGUUCUGAGGUCAAAGCUGUCCAAGUUGGUGGACCCAUCAGAACAAGGUGCCCUGUUUGCUUCUGUGGCCUGUGUGGAGAGCCUGUGUUUCCUGGCAGGCAGUGGUGUUUUUAACUCCCUCUACCCAGCGACCCUGCACUUUAUGAAGGGAGACCCUCAGAUGUGUAGACCAGAGAAGAGUGCAAAGAGACCAAAGAUCGUCGUGACGUCCGGAACAAAACGAUGUAGACCAGAGAAGAGUGCAAAGAGACUCAUCGUCGUGACGUCCGGAACAAAACGCCAAGAGCAAAAGUUGUUCGCAGAAGUGAAACCAAGUGUCAGCGUGUGA